Molecule: messenger RNA, 636 nt
Organism: Trichoderma reesei QM6a
Lineage: Eukaryota; Fungi; Ascomycota; Sordariomycetes; Hypocreales; Hypocreaceae
Exons: 1
Source: RefSeq, a predicted model, not a curated record
AUUCUCGAUAGCUUCCGCGCCUCACUGGCUCUCGAAAAGACUCCAGCAAGCGGAACUGGCAGCGGGCGAGUCAAGCGCACGCACCUGGAUGAACUCGACCAGCUCGCUGCCCGACAAUUUCGGGCUACCCAAGCUCCCACAAUCGCCCUCUCUGGCCGCAGCCUUCCGCUGAUAUACAAGGUGAUAUCGACUCUCGUCUCGUCGCCCCAUUCCAUGGCGCUGUUCGUCCUCGACCUUGAGGGUCGCUUCGAUGCCACUCGCCUCACAUGCGCCGACGAUGAUUUGCAGCAUGUCUACGUCCAGCAGCCGCCGUGCGACGAAAUUUCCAGCACCAGCGUGGAAGCUAUGCGCUCAUACAUCUCAGAAGCCGAGCACUUCAUGAUCUACGACCAAUCAUCUGCGGCGUCCCUCUCCCGCGAGUUCUGGGGCACGAUUGUGUUGGGCGGACUGGGAGCGGGCGACCUGGUUGCUGCAUGGAAAGGCUGGCUUCACGUGGAACGUGAACACGUCCCAGAGUAUUCUACCAGAAUCACCUUGGAAGAAGCCUUUGAGAGACGUCCUGAGAGACAGGAAGUCGUCGACCGUACUGGCUGGGCUGCAACCUCGCAGUGGGGGAGAUAUGUGUUUCUCGAAUGA